Messenger RNA from Aspergillus caelatus, 1548 nucleotides. RefSeq lists its product as uncharacterized. The record is from RefSeq and is a predicted model, not a curated record. The transcript has a single exon. Lineage: Eukaryota; Fungi; Ascomycota; Eurotiomycetes; Eurotiales; Aspergillaceae. The coding region runs from base 1 to 1548 and encodes 515 amino acids.
AUGCGUUACGCUCUUUAUACCCUCGCCCUUGGGGCAACCUCGACCCUGGCGGUCCCGGUGUCUGUGACAUCGCACAAUGGUACCCUGCCGAACGUCCCUGGUAGAAUUGGUACUCCCCUCUCCAACCCAUCCAGGGAUCGUGCUGGAUUGCAGUCUCGUACCUUCUUGCCUCUCAUUGAAUGGCUCGGCAACCACGGCUCGGCCACUUCCACUACUUCUUGUGAAGCAUGUGAGGCUUCCGGUAGCGCUACUAGUAGCGGUGAUGUUAGUGUGACUACUAGCGUUUGUGAAAAAUGCGAAAACGGCCACGGUGUUGGUGUGAGUGUUAGCUUUGGAACCAACCCCAGUGCCUCUGCUGGCGCCAGUGUCAGUGGUGGUGUCAGCGGAAGUGUGAGCGGAGGCGUCAAUGGUGGUGGUAGUGUUGGCGCCAACGUUGGCGGUGGUGCCAAUGCUGGUGCUAGUGGUGACGCUGGUGCUGAUGUCGGUGCCAGCGGCAGCGGAGAUGUCAGCGGAGGCGCUAAUAUUGGAGGAGAUGCUAAUGGGGGAGCCAACGUUGGUGCAGGCGGUGAUGCCGGGGCUGAUGUUGGUGCCGGCGGCAGUGGAGAUACUAGCGGAAGCGCUAAUGUUGGAGGAGAUGCUAGUGGCGAUGCUGGAGCUGGCGUGAGUGCUACGGGUAGUGGAGAUGUUAGUGGAGGAGCCAACGUGGGAGGAGAUGUCAGCGGCAGUACAAACGCCGGUGCCAGUGGUGACGCUGGAGCCAAUGUAGGUGCUACUGGCAGUGGAGAUGUUAGCGGUGGCGGAGAUGUUGCCGGCAAUGCUACUGUCGGAGGAGGUGUUAACGCCGGUGGUGAUGUCGGUGCCAGUGGUAAUGCUGGGGCCGAUGCUGGAGCCACUGGAAGUGGAAAUAUUAGCGGUGGAGCUAACGCCGGUGGAAAUCUCAGCGCUGGCGGGGAUGUCUCUGGCGGUGCCAAUGUUGGCGGAGAUGCUGGCGCUAGUGGUGACGCUGGAGCUGACGUUGGUGCCAGUGGAAGUGGUGAUAUCUCCGGUGGUGCCAAUGUCGGUGGUGAUGCCGGUGCUAGCGGAAAUGGAGAUGCCUCUGGCAGUGCCAACGUUGGUGCUGAUGUUAGUGGUAAUGCUGGUGCCGAUGUUGGCGGAGGAGCAAAUGCCAGCGGAAACCUUGGAGGCAAUGUUGGAGCAGACGUUGGAGGCAACCUUGAUGGUAGUGCAGGUGUUGGAGCCGACGCUGGUGUUGGUGGAGAUGCUGGCGCAGGUAUCGGAGCAAAUGCAGGCGUUGGCGGAAAUGCUGAUGCAGGUGUUGGUGCUAACGUUGGUGGCAACCUGGGAGGUAAUGCUGGAGCUAAUGUUGGAGGCAUCCUUGGUGGAAUCGCUGGUCUUGGUGGUAAUGCUGGCGCAGGCGUCGGUGCCAAUCUCGGUGGAAACCUUGGAGGAAGCUUGGGCGCCAACGUGGGUGGAAAUGUUGGUGGAAACGUCGGCGCGAAUGCCGGUGUUGGCGCUGAUGCAGGCGCUGGAGAGGAUUGCGACGAGUAA